AUGGAGGCAAACGAACAAUUAGUAAGAGAAGAAAAUACACUGUUACAACAACAAAAUGCCAUCCUAAAGGCUGAAUUACAAAAACUUAAAAUGCAAGGCAUCGAUAAAACGGACCCACCCCCCACAGACCCAUUAUUUUCUCAACCUACCUCAGUAUGCAGAGUAGCCAUAAAACUUCCUCCCUUCUGGCCUGAUCGGCCUGCAAUUUGGUUUGCUCAGGUAGAGGCACAAUUCUCGAUUUCAGGCAUCUCCGCUGACCUGACUAAAUUUAACCACGUGAUUGCUCAGUUAGAUACCCGAAUUAUUGGGGAGGUAGAGGACAUUAUUCUCCAACCACCACAUGAGGACAAAUAUGGUCGCCUCAAAUCCGAGUUGAUCCGUAGGUUGUCCACGUCUGAGGAGCAACGUGUCCGGCAAUUUGUCAGUGAUGUUGAGUUGGGUGACCGCCGUCCUUCGCAGUUUUUACGUUAUCUUAGAUCAUUGGGAGGAAAAACCCUCACUGAUGAAAAUUUGCUUCGCCAGCUAUGGAUGCGUCGCCUCCCACAACAUCUCCAAGCAAUUUUGGCUGCCCAAUCAGAACUCUCGCUGGACAAAGUCGCUGAGCUAGCGGACAAAAUUUUGGAAGUUUCGCCUGGUAUGGUCGCACCUCAUUCAUCUGCUGUUUUCUCAGCAAGCACGUCUGCCGUCUCACCCCCUUCGUUAGAAGAUAUCACACGGCGUCUGGAUGAGGUCACGCGUCAGCUUGCUGUGCUUACUGCAGAGCGCGGUAGAAAUAGGACCCGGGAUUUCUCAAACCAGCGACGACGCUCACAAACGCCUGGUAAGCUUCAAAUGUGCUUUUACCAUAGGAAAUUUAAUACUAAAGCUGUUAAGUGUAUUCAACCAUGUACCUGGACGCCGCCGCCACCUUCGGAAAACGACAAAAGCAGUCAAUGA
Bombyx mori (domestic silkworm) is the source of this 936-nucleotide messenger RNA. RefSeq lists its product as uncharacterized. The transcript has a single exon. The record is from RefSeq and is a predicted model, not a curated record. The coding region runs from base 1 to 936 and encodes 311 amino acids. NCBI's taxonomy places the organism in Eukaryota, Metazoa, Arthropoda, Insecta, Lepidoptera, Bombycidae.